UCGCUUUCUCUAAAUUGCCAUCUUUGGUACUUUUCAGGGUUGUAGGAUAUCCUGAUUCCCACCUGCCUGUUUUUUUUCCCUGAGAUGAGUUUUGGAGAUGGAAGGCUGCAAGGCCUGUGAUGCGUAAAGGAUUCCAUGUGAUUUUUUUAAAAGCUGUUCUUACUGAAGAGCAAAUGGUGGUUUUAGAUCCCUCACCUCAUGCCUGUUGAUGGACGAUUCAGCUGCAGUUGCCGUUAUCCAAGACCGUGACAUGGAAGAGAAAAUGAGUCAGAGUUCCCGGUUGGCCGAAUCGCCUCAGAUCUCUAAGAGCACUCUCCUCACCAUCUUGGGCAGCCCUCAGCCUGAGAGGAUGAGCCUCUCUGAUUCCAUGCCCCCCACCCCAAAGAGUGGCACCCCCUCACCCGGGCCACCUCAGCUCCCUUUACUGAGCACCAGUUGCCUUGAUGGCGACUGGGAAAGCCGUGAGGAACUACGCCUGCGUGAGCUGGAGGAGGCCCGAGCCAGAGCAGCCCAGAUGGAGAAGACUAUGCGAUGGUGGUCGGACUGCACAGCCAACUGGAGGGAGAAAUGGAGCAAGGUGCGCGCCGAGCGGAACAAGGCCCGGGAGGAUGUGCGCCAGCUGCGCCAGAAGCUGGAGACCCUGACCAAGGAGCUGACCAGCCUCAAACGGGAGAGGCAGGAGGUUCUGAAUGAGAACGAGCAACUGAGCAAAGAAGUGGCGCGGCUGAAAGGGGAAGGCGAGGGGGAGAAGGAGCUGGACAACCGCGUGGCCUCCGAAAAGGAAAGCGAGGCCUCUCCAGAACAGGAGCCUGUGCGAGACGUGGGUUCUGAGAAGCUGACAAAGAACAAGUCAUUGCAGGAGUUUGAAUUGAUGGAGAACCUUCUGAAAAGCAAACAGGAAGCCUCUGAGUGCUGGGACCAACGGAGCUCAGUCAGCGUCCGCUCGUCUUUCACCCGCCAAGAAAGGAACCGCCUGCUGUGGGAGGAUGUCUCAGUCAUUGAGGAAGAUGCCACCAAGAUCACCGCCCUGAAAUUGCGUCUGGAUGAAUCUCAGAAAGUGCUACUCAAGGAGCGGGAGGAUAAGCUGUCCCUCAGCAAGAACAUUGAGAAGUUGGAAGGUGAAGUGAGUCAGUGGAAGAUCAAAUUUGAGGAGCUGAACAAGAACAAGCAGGAAGUGCUGAAACAGCUGAACAUUCUUAAGGAGAUCCACCAGGAUGAACUGGGGCGCAUCUCAGAGGAUCUGGAAGAUGAACUGGGGGCUCGAUCAAGUAUGGACAAGAAAUUGGCUGAGCUACGGUCAGAGAUGGAGCGUCUGCAAGCUGAGAAUGCAGCAGAAUGGGGGAAGCGUGAGCGCCUCGAGACAGAGAAGCUCAACCUGGAACGGGAGAACAAGAAGCUGCGGGCCCAGAUCGAGGACCUGGAGGAGGUCUUGGCCCGCAAGAGGAGGCAGACGGCCAGUGCCCUUGACACCGAUCUCAAGACCAUCCAGACGGAGCUCUUCGAGAAGAAUAAGGAGUUGGCAGACCUGAAACACGUCCACACCAAGCUGAAGAAGCAGUACCAGGAGAAGACCGCCGAACUGGCCCAUGCAAACCGGCGUGUGGAGCAGCAUGAAGGUGAGGUGAAGAAGCUGCGCUUGCGUGUGGAAGAACUCAAGAAGGAGCUGGCCCAGGCUGAGGACGAG
This is a messenger RNA of Gekko japonicus, 1684 nucleotides long. RefSeq names its product coiled-coil domain containing 102A (gene CCDC102A). The record is from RefSeq and is a predicted model, not a curated record. The transcript has 6 exons. The annotation marks the transcript as partial. Lineage: Eukaryota; Metazoa; Chordata; Lepidosauria; Squamata; Gekkonidae.